Micropterus dolomieu (smallmouth bass) is the source of this 2130-nucleotide messenger RNA. RefSeq names its product protein tyrosine phosphatase receptor type Nb (gene ptprnb). Gene Ontology annotation, biological process: protein dephosphorylation. Bases 1 to 1578 code for a protein of 525 amino acids. The transcript has 15 exons. NCBI's taxonomy places the organism in Eukaryota, Metazoa, Chordata, Actinopteri, Centrarchiformes, Centrarchidae. The record is from RefSeq and is a predicted model, not a curated record. Gene Ontology annotation, cellular component: secretory granule. Gene Ontology annotation, molecular function: protein tyrosine phosphatase activity.
AUGUGUGCGUUUUGUCACCGCAGCCCCCUCAGUCUGAACGACGGGGUGCAUCUGUUGGAGCGUCUGUCAGAGAGGAUCGGCCUCUCCACCGGCGCCUUCAUCAACAUCAGCGUGGUCGGACCUGCGAUCACCUUCAGGAUCAGACCGAACUCCAAGAACCUGACGGCUGGAGAUGUGGCAGAGAAGGCGGUUGCAGAGAAGAACUUUCUGGAGUCUGAGACGGGCCUGAAGGUGCUGCAGGGCGGUGUCGGAGAGAGGAAUGAUGGGAAAGCGCUGCCCGUGGCGACCCGUGUCCAGCCCGGCUCCCGCGUGGUGUUCUCCACGCUGGUGGCCAUGGCCUGCAUCGGCGGCAUCCUGGUGGCGGCCAUGACCAUCGCCUGCCUGCGCCACCACGCCCACCGGCUGGCAGCGAAGAAGCUGGGUCUGGGACCAGAGGGGGGCAGCUUCAGCCACCAGGAGUACCAGGACCUGUGUCGCCAGCACAUGGCCUCCAAAGGAGCCUUCGGACGCAUGGAAGCCGCUGCCCUCGGCGCCGUGGGAGGUGCGAGCGGAGGAGGAGGAGGAGGAGGAGGAGGAGGUGGAGGUGGUGACUCGAGGGUGAGCAGCGUGUCGUCCCAGUUCAGCGACGGAGCCCAGCCCAGUCCGAGCUCCCACAGCAGCACGCCGUCAUGGUGCGAGGAGCCGGCGCAGGCCAACAUGGACAUCUCCACCGGUCACAUGAUACUGGCCUACAUGGAGGACCACCUGAGGAACAAGGACCGUCUGAUGAAGGAGUGGGAGGCUCUGUGCUCCUACCAGGCCGAGCCCAGCGCCGUCUCUGUGGCUCAGAGCGACGCCAACGCCAAGAAGAACCGCUGCCCCGACUCCGUGCCCUAUGACCACUCGAGGGUGAAGCUGAAGGCGGAGGUCAACCCGUCACGCUCUGACUACAUCAACGCCAGCACCAUAAUUGAGCACGACCCCCGGAUGCCUGCCUACAUCGCCACCCAGGGCCCCCUGUCACACACCAUCUCUGACUUCUGGCAGAUGGUGUGGGAGAACGGCUGCACCGUGAUUGUGAUGAUGACGGCCCUGGUGGAGGACGGAGACAAGCAGUGUGACCGCUACUGGCCUGAUGAGGGCUCGUCCCUCUACCACAUCUAUGAGGUCAACUUGGUGUCGGAGCACAUCUGGUGCAACGACUUCCUGGUGCGGAGCUUCUACCUGAAGAACGUGCAGACGCAGGAGACCAGGACGCUCACGCAGUUCCACUUCCUCAGCUGGCCGGCACAGGGCAUCCCCACCUCCACACGCCCCCUGCUGGACUUCCGCAGGAAGGUGAAUAAGUGCUACAGAGGACGAUCCUGCCCCAUCAUCGUGCACUGCAGUGACGGUACAGGCCGGACUGGGACUUACAUCCUGAUCGACAUGGUUCUCAAUCGCAUGGCUAAAGGUGUGAAAGAGAUCGACAUCGCUGCUACGCUAGAGCAUGUCCGAGACCAGAGGCCUGGGAUGGUUCGCACCAAGGACCAGUUUGAGUUCGCCCUGACAGCCGUCGCUGAGGAGGUCAACGCCAUCCUCAAAGCUCUGCCCCAGUGAAACCAGUAUGACCCCGCACCCUCGCCCUGUCAUAACUUGCCUUUUCUCUCUAUGAUUAUCAUGAAGAAGUGCUUCUCCAUCUGCCCUCUGAAACAUAAAGAUUUAAAAACAAUUUGAAAAUAAGGUUUAGAAUCAGGCGACUUUAAGGUUAGGAAGGAUUUUUAAAUAUUUGUGGCACAGGCAUGAUGUGUUCAGGGGUUAGAAAUGCAAAAAAAGAAGUGUUAAAAAUGAAAGCGAGUUGGUUGUUUGUUGAGAUUGUGCUACUGUUGAGUCAUCAUGUUUGUUUUUUGUCUCUCUUGUCAAAAAAGGUUAAAUUAUUGAUGGGAAAAAAGUGUUAAAAGAUCCCUGGUUAAGUACAGGAUGUUUUGCAAUGCGGUUAGGGGUGAAUUCUGAUUGUUUGCACAUCUGUAGCUUCCCUUCCUCUCUAACACCUGACUAACACCUGCAGAAAAUAAAAACACACCGUGCCGUCCUUCUCUUUGUGUGCCAUCAUCACUGGAUAUAUUGUUGUUACCUCAUGCAAAUCAGAAAAUGGAAAAAAAAAAAAAAAAA